Xyrauchen texanus (razorback sucker) is the source of this 1068-nucleotide messenger RNA. RefSeq names its product trace amine-associated receptor 13c-like. Gene Ontology annotation, molecular function: trace-amine receptor activity. Gene Ontology annotation, biological process: G protein-coupled receptor signaling pathway. Bases 55 to 1068 code for a protein of 337 amino acids. NCBI's taxonomy places the organism in Eukaryota, Metazoa, Chordata, Actinopteri, Cypriniformes, Catostomidae. The record is from RefSeq and is a predicted model, not a curated record. Gene Ontology annotation, cellular component: membrane. The transcript is spliced from 2 exons.
CUCAGGGGGGAAAAAUGAGAGCAGAACAAACUCCUAACAGAAGGAGACUUCCUCAUGGCCUAUGAGACAGAGGAUCAUGAGACUCAAUACUGCUUUCCUGUCAUUAACUCAUCAUGUAUCAAGGGAAGGCGCUCUAAAUAUGAAUAUAAUAUAAUGUAUGUGUUUGUAUCAUUGCUGUCAGCAUGGACUGUGUUUCUGAACCUGCUUGUGAUCAUCUCCAUCUCUCACUUCAAGAAGCUCCACACUCCAACCAACAUGCUCAUUCUCUCUCUGGCUGUGACUGACCUGCUUGUUGGACUUUUUGUAAUACCUUUGGAGGGCAUUAAAAUAAUCGAGACUUGCUGGUACUUUGGAGACAAUUUCUGUGGAAUGUUUAUAUUAACCAUUGCACUGCUCUUCUCUGCAUCCCUUAGUAAUUUAGUUUGUAUUGCUGUUGAUCGUUUUAUAGCUGUGUGCUACCCUUUAUUGUACCCACAAAAAAUAACCAUGACUAAAACAAUACUUAUCAUCUGUCUCUGCUGGUUUUGCUCCUUAACAUAUAACAUUACCAUAGUGAUAAGUAAUGGAUAUUUUGACAAAUCAAACCAAACGGAUAUAUGUUAUGGACAGUGCUCCAUAGUGGCAAAUUUUGCCUGGCGGGUCACUGAUCUGUUUUUGUCCUUCGUGUUUCCAUGUAUUGGGAUCAUAACUUUAUAUUUAAGGGUAUUUUAUAUUGUGCAUCAACAAGUAAAAGUUAUAAACUCUCUGGUGAAAUUUGGAAAGUGUGUAAUAGAAAGUUCUGUGAGAAGGAAAUCUGAGAGCAAGGCUGCUCUGACAUUAGGAAUCAUUGUGAUAGUUUAUCUGCUAUGCUGGAUUCCAUACUAUAUUUUGUCUGUAACAUAUAAUGGUACACAUGCUUUCACAAUAGUGAAUUUUCUAACAUGGGCCUUGUAUAUUAACUCUGGUCUGAACCCCCUUAUCUAUGCUUUAUUUUACAGCUGGUUUAAACUGUCAAUUAAAUACAUCUUAACUCUCAGAAUAUGUCAGCCAGCAUCAUCUCUGCUGGACAUUUUUACAGAUGUUGCAUGA